AUGUAUCCUUGUGUUUUCUUUUUUCUCCUGUUGUGGGCACGAGCCCUGACGUUGAAAAACUUGAAUUACUCUGUUCCGGAGGAGCAGGGGCCGGGGACUGUAAUUGGGAACAUUGCCAAAGAUGCCAGACUUGGACCGGGAGAGCGCGGCAAGAAAUCCAACUUCAGGGUGUUGGAAAAUUCUGCCCCGCAUCUCAUAGAUGUGGAUCCCGAAAGCGGACUGCUCUAUACGAAACAGCGGAUUGACAGGGAAACACUGUGUCGGCGAAACCCCAAGUGCCAGCUCUCAAUGGAAGUAUUCGCCAACGAUAAGGAGAUCUGCAUGAUUAAGUUGGAAAUUCAGGACAUAAAUGACAAUUCGCCCACCUUUCCUUCUGAUCAAAUCGAUAUUGACAUUUCUGAGAAUGCAGCUCCUGGUACUCGCUUCCCUCUGGCUAGCGCACACGACCCAGAUGCAGGGGAAAAUGGCUUGAAAACAUACCAGAUCACGCGAGAUGAUUACAAUAUAUUUUCUUUAGAUGUAAAAUCCAGAGGAGAUGGGACAAAGUUCCCAGAGUUAGUUGUUGAGAGAACCUUAGAUAGAGAGGACCGAAGCCGGCACACGCUAACAUUAACAGCAACAGAUGGAGGGGAAUAUCCAAGAACAGGGACGAUGCAAAUCAAUGUCAGGGUGACUGAUUCUAAUGACAACAGUCCGCUGUUUGAACAGUCUUCAUAUGUUGUAGAGAUUCCGGAAAAUGCCCCUAUAGGAAAAGUAUUGAUUGAUUUAAAUGCAACAGACCUAGAUGAAGGAAACAAUGGACAGGUUGUAUAUUCGUUUGGUGGUUAUACCCCAGACAGGGUCCGAGAGUUAUUCUCUAUUGACCCCAGAACAGGUGUCAUAAAGAUUCAGGGUGAAAUUGACUAUGAGGAAAGCUCAGUUAUAGAGAUUGAUGUACAGGCAAAAGAUUUGGGUCCUAACCCCAUCCCAGGCCAUUGCAAGGUCACUGUUAAGGUGGUGGACAGAAAUGAUAACUGGCCAUUUAUAGGUUUUGUUUCUGUUCGACAGGGGGCCAUCAGUGAAGCUGCUCCCCCAGGAACAGUCAUAGCAUUGGUCAGAGUCACUGAUAAAGACUCAGGGAGAAAUGGGCAACUCCAGUGCAGAGUGCUGGGCAAUGUGCCUUUUAAACUGGAGGAAAAUUCGGACAAUUUUUACACAGUUGUAACUGACAGACCAUUAGACAGGGAGAUGCAGGACGAAUACAAUGUGACAAUAGUGGCCAAAGACAAUGGGAUUCCACCAUUAAAUUCUUCAAAAUCUGUUACAGUGAAAAUUUUAGAUGAAAAUGACAAUGCUCCCCGGUUUCCAAAAGCAGUUUACCUCCUGCAGGUACCUGAGAAUAACAUCCCAGGUGAAUAUCUUGGGUCAGUCCAAGCUCAUGAUCCAGAUCUGGGCCAAAAUGGAACUGUGUCUUAUUCCAUUUUGCCUUCAGAUGUCGAUGAUGUGUCUAUAUACACCUACGUGUCUGUCAAUCCCACAAAUGGUGCCAUAUAUGCCCUGAGAUCAUUUAACUAUGAGCAGACAAAAUAUUUUGAAUUUAAAGUUCUGGCCAAGGAUUCAGGGUCACCGCAUCUGGACAGCAACGCAACUGUCAGGGUCAGUGUGCUGGAUGUCAAUGACAACACGCCAGUCAUCGUGCUGCCCCUUUUGCAAAAUGACACUGCUGAAAUCCACGUGCCAAGGAACGUGGGCGUGGGGCACAUCGUGACCACGGUCAGAGCUGUGGACAACGACUACGGAGAGAGCGGGCGUCUCACCUACGAGAUCUCCGAUGGGAACGAUGAGCACCUAUUUGAGAUGCACUCAGUCACUGGAGAAAUUAGGACUGCUCAUCCAUCUUGGGAGGAAGUGGCCCCGGUUGUGGAGCUUAUCAUUAAGGUGACUGAUCAUGGGAAACCCACGCUCUCAGCUGCAGCUAAGCUAAUCAUCAAAGCGUACUCGGGACCUCUGCCGGAAGGGGAGCCCAGAAUCACGGAGGAGCAGCGACGCUGGGAUGUUUCCCUCCCCCUGAUUGUUACCCUCAGCGUUAUCUCCAUCAUGCUACUGGCCGCCAUGGUUACCAUUGCUGUCAAAUGCAAGCGGGAGAACGAGAUCAGGACUUACAACUGCCGCAUCGCUGAGUACUCACACCCGCAGAUAGGAAAGGGCAAAAAGAAGAAAAUCAACAAGAAUGACAUCAUGCUGGUGCAGAGCGAGGUGGAGGAGAGGGACGCCAUGAACGUCAUGAACGUGGUGAGCAGUUCCUCCCUCGCCACCUCUCCCAUGUAUUUCCAAUACCAGACACGCCUGCCACUCAGCUCCCCCAGGUCAGAGGUCAUGUACCUCAAACCUGCCGCCAACACCCUGGCAGUUCCCCAAGGACAUGUCGGCUGUCACACCAGCUUCACGGGCCCUGUGACUAAUACCACCGAGACUCCGGUUAAUAGGAUGUCAAUAAUCCAGACAGACAAUUUCCCUGCAGAGUCCAAUUACACGGGCAGCAGGCAGCAGUUUGUUCAAAGCAACUCUACUUUCAAGGACCCUGAGCGUGCGAGUCUUAGAGACAGUGGCCACGGUGACAGCGACCAGGCAGACAGUGACCAGGACACUAAUAAAGGUUCCUGCUGCGAUAUGUCAGCCAAGGAGGCCCUUAAGUUGAAAGCGACUUCAGCUAAACCCCAGCCUCUUGAGCAAGAACAAGAAGAGUGUGUUAAUUGCACAGACGAGUGUCGAGUGCUUGGGCAUUCUGACAGGUGCUGGAUGCCACAGUUUGCAGCAGGGAAUCAGGCGGAAGGCACAGACUAUCGCACCAACGUGUUCGUACCGGCUGGAAUGGAGGCGGUGAUGGAGUCCGAGGCUUAUGAGACGGUAAGCUCCACUGGAAAAAAGACUUUCUGCACCUUUGGGAAGGACAGACGGGACCACACCAUCCUGGUGGCCAAUGUCAAACCUUACCUGAAAGCCAAGCGUGCCCUGAGCCCCUUGCUGCAGGAGGUCCCUUCACCGUCCUGUAGCCCCGCCGAAACAUGCAUGGCCUCGUGCACCCACGGGAAAGGGCUGACAGAGUGCAGUGAGGUAGACCCAGGAAGUAGCCAUUACGGGCCACCUGACGGACAGUAUCUAUCGCCCUGUAAACAGCUGAGAGAGCCCCCCUACGUGACCCCCCACCCUGAGCACUCCAGUGAGGUGGGCCCCGGCGUGCUGGAGCCGUUGGAGCAUGGAGGUCGCCAGUUCCGCCCGGUGGGGGUGGAUUCUGAUCGGGUAGUCAGACAUCUCGACAAGCUUUUACAGGACUGCAGAGGAAGUGAAGCCACACCUGUCAGGAAGUAA
Molecule: messenger RNA, 3348 nt
Organism: Conger conger (European conger)
Lineage: Eukaryota; Metazoa; Chordata; Actinopteri; Anguilliformes; Congridae
Product: protocadherin-17-like
Exons: 4
Coding region: 1-3348 (1115 amino acids)
Biological process (GO): homophilic cell-cell adhesion
Cellular component (GO): plasma membrane
Molecular function (GO): calcium ion binding
Source: RefSeq, a predicted model, not a curated record